Molecule: messenger RNA, 786 nt
Organism: Esox lucius (northern pike)
Lineage: Eukaryota; Metazoa; Chordata; Actinopteri; Esociformes; Esocidae
Product: C-type lectin domain family 6 member A-like
Exons: 4
Coding region: 1-408 (135 amino acids)
Biological process (GO): biological process involved in interspecies interaction between organisms
Cellular component (GO): external side of plasma membrane
Molecular function (GO): carbohydrate binding
Source: RefSeq, a predicted model, not a curated record
AUGUUAUCAGUGAAAUGUCCAUAUGAACUGAAAGAGUUUGGUAACAGCAGCUAUUGCAUCUCCACGACGAUAAAUAACUGGGAAAAUGCAAACCAGGACUGUCGGAAUAGAGGGACCAAGCUAGUCAUCAUAAACAACCAAGAGGAACAGAAAUUCCUCAUUUCAUUAAACAUAAAUACUUGGAUCGGUCUGUCUGACAUAGAGACUGAGGGGACAUGGAGAUGGGUGGAUGGCACACCUCUGACUACAGCGUACUGGGGACCACAACAGCCUGAUAAUAGUGGUGGCACCGAAGUAGAGGAGGACUGUGUUGAGAUUGUGAAUUGGAAUAGAGAUCCUGUAAAGAUGUGGAAUGACAUGACAUGUAACACUGAACGUAACUGGAUUUGUGAAGCAGUCAAAGAUUAACAAUACCUUGUUAUAUACAGUACAAUAAUAGGUCAGAAGACAUAAGAAUAAUGGAAUUACAGUUUUUAAUACCAAUACAAAUGAAUAAGUUUCUUCCUCUGUCACAUUAAGUGACAAUUCUAUGUUUCUGAAAACAAUAAUGAAUAGGAACUUGUCAUAUCCUCACAACUAGCCACCAUGGGGGUUUUCACUUAAUGGAGAUGAGCAAAUUGGCCAUAUUUCUUAGCAUAUAAAUAUUUGUAUUCUUACUUUCAUCACAUGACACAUAUGCUGAGCUCCAUCAGGCUUCAAACAGAGGUCAUGAAUACAGAUUCGUAGAAAUCACUUUACCUAUCGCUUGUUUUUCACUGAAGUGUGAAACUUUAUUCGGAAGGAAAC